Messenger RNA from Aspergillus heteromorphus CBS 117.55, 4057 nucleotides. RefSeq names its product GTPase-activating protein BUD2. Gene Ontology annotation, biological process: regulation of GTPase activity. The coding region runs from base 164 to 3943 and encodes 1259 amino acids. Lineage: Eukaryota; Fungi; Ascomycota; Eurotiomycetes; Eurotiales; Aspergillaceae. The transcript is spliced from 2 exons. The record is from RefSeq and is a predicted model, not a curated record.
UGCGCAGCGUACGUUGGGUGCCAGCGUGCUGCAAGGUAACAAUCCCGCAGUGUAUCACCAGUUUAUGUGUCUCCGCCCGCCUGUCUGUGUCUCGUGUAUUUUGUAGCGACCUCUUCCGAGCGCCGCUGCUGCCGGUUCCGUCGUGUGUGGUUGGGAAGAAAAGAUGGAGCCGGAAAGUUCGAACGGGUUCAAACGGAACUCGGUUCAUCAGGGAAUUUACAGUCGUCCUGUGGAACGGCGGCCCAGCAAGAAAUCCUCCUCCAAAGAUCGGCAUGGGAUGGUCUACCCCGACAGUUUCAGGGACACAGGCAUUCGGACAGUGACCCCAGACUCUGAAGGCGGCAACCACUCCACUUCAUCGGAAGCCGAGAAUCACGCAUCAAGUGCAGCAGCGUCCCCUCGUCCCGUCGCCCGAACACGAGCCUCCGAUCGAGACUCGCGUCGCGAAUUCCACACCUCCCACUCGGCGGGCAACGAAGAAGAAUCCCGUGUGGAGUUGAAAAGCCAGCGCGCGCGAUCACGGACCACCACCCUGGAUGAUCAGCGCAGCGAAAUUUCCCCUAACACAUUUUUCAGAGCCCGGAAUCGCCUAGGGUCUAUAAACACUGCAACUGCCCAGUCCAAGGCAUCGGACGACCAGACAGGAUCCAUCGGCUACCCGUCAAUUCAAUCUCCCACCUAUCUCAGUCAAUCCCUCGGCCGUCACCGGUCAAGCAAGCCCCCGGGGGGCUCGGGCUUAGCGACGAGCGUCUCGGCCAAUCAAACCCCUUCCCCGCUGUCGAGUACCGAUGCGUCCAAGAUUCUGCAGCUUAUGAAAACAACUUGUGGAAGGAUGCACGGCAUUCUUUCGUUUCGGACCGCAUCGACAACUGCUUGGUCAUCGGGCUACUGCGCCAUCAACGUCGCCACGGGAAGUUUGAUAUACCAAGCAAAAGGAGAGCCCGCUUUGGCCAAGACUCUAAUUCCAGAUCUUCGUGGGUGUCAAGUUCGCUCUCUUGUCGACCCAGAAUUACGUACAAACUACCUCAGCGUAUCAACCUUCACAUCGGGCUUAGGAGUGGAAUUGAGGCCUCACGUGAGUGAAACAUUCGACUCCUGGCUUGCUGCUCUGCUCUGCUGGCAGCCGAUCCGACCCAAGGGCGUCCAGAACAAGAUGACGAAGCCUCAGUCGGUCGCGAUAGGGGAUCGCCGCUUGACCGACCGUCGGCGCAACUCCGAGAGCACAGUUCAGAAAGAAGCUGCGAUCAUCAAGGUUGGUAAGAUGCUCCAAUGGGACAGGCCCAGUGCUUCUGGUGUCCGACCGUCCUCUGGCCGUCGGGUCUCGACGUAUCGCCAGCAAAGGGCGCUUUCCGCGUCGUGGCUGCGAGUCAGCUGCACGCUGCAGGAAAACGGUGCUUUCAAACUAUACACUGAAUCUGACAUCACGCUCGUGACUUGUGUCCAACUUUCUCAACUCUCCCGCUGUGCAGUCCAACAGUUACACUCUUCCGUUCUGGAAGACGAAUUUUGCAUCGCUAUCUACCCGCAAUAUGCAGUCCAUUCUGCUUCCGGCAUAACACGUCCUGUGUACCUGGCUCUGGAAAGCCGAGUCCUAUUUGAGGUGUGGUUCGUGCUCUUGCGCGCUUUCACCAUACCCGAGCUUUACGGUCCCGAAACCUGUAUCGAAGAGGAUCCUAAGGGUACAUCCGAUACCAGUACUGCUUCCAUGGCAGAUAUGUUCAGAAUUGAAAGGGUGCUCGAUAUAAGGGUGACGGAGGCGAAACUACAUCGAAACAAAGCUGCGGAAAAAGCUCCCCGAAGUCGUAAGCAGUCGCGAUCGCACAGUAACUCGUCCUCGUCAUCCGCGGUGAGCGAUUACUACACCGAAGUCCUUCUGGAUGGUGAGAUUCGGGCCAAAACUGCUGUCAAAUAUCGCACAGCAAACCCCUUUUGGCGAGAGGACUUUACUUUCAGCGACCUUCCUCCUGUCUUGUCUCAGGUCUCGAUACUUGUGAAAACCAUUAACCCAACCCAGAAGGACUGGUCACUUAUCUCACAUGGUUCUCAUUCACUGAACCAGGAGUCAAACCCUACGCGCGCCUUGGAUGACGUUGAGCUAUCUUCCCAUGAUGCUACAUUUGGCAGGGUUGAUCUGAAGCUGGACGAUCUACAGCCGGGGGUGGAAACUGAGAAGUGGUGGCCGAUCUUGGAUGACAAGGAUCAGCCAGUGGGUGAAAUGCUCAUGAGAGCUCGGAUGGAAGAGACGGUCGUUCUGAUGUCUCACGAGUACGCGCCGAUGUCUGAAAUUUUACACUCCUUCACCAACGGUCUUACCAUCAAUAUGGCUCAGGUCAUGUCUUCUGAACUCAAUCAGUUGUCUGAUGCUCUUUUGAAUAUCUAUCAAGUAUCAGGCACCACCGUCGAGUGGAUCUCGGCGUUAGUAGAGGACGAGAUCGAUGGAUUGCACAAAGAAUCAACUGCCAACAGGCUAAGGUAUACCUCGAGGAUCCAUUCCAAUGACUCCCGGGAGUCGGCUCAGGAUAGAGAAGUCCUCGUCAGGGACAUGGGCCGCACUGCCACAGUCGAGGCGAAUCUUCUUUUCCGGGGAAAUUCCCUUCUCACCAAGGCGCUUGACUACCAUAUGCGCCGCCUGGGUAAAGAAUACCUGGAAGAGACGAUCGGAGAGCGGCUCCGCGACAUCGACGAAACCGACCCUGAGUGUGAGGUCGAUCCCUCCCGCGUGCACCGGUCGGAUGACCUUGAUCGCAACUGGAGAAACUUGAUUUCCCUCAGCACGGGAGUCUGGAAAUCCAUUGCUAGUUCCGCGUCAAGAUGUCCGGCCGAACUUAGGCUCAUUUUCCGACACAUCCGGGCUUGCGCAGAAGAUCGGUACGGGGAUUUCCUCCGGUCAGUCACGUAUAGUAGCGUAUCUGGCUUCCUCUUCUUGCGAUUCUUUUGUCCGGCAAUCCUUAACCCGAAGCUCUUUGGAUUGCUAAAAGAUCAUCCUCGCCCCCGCGCUCAACGCACAUUGACUCUCAUCGCGAAGGCCUUGCAAGGUCUAGCCAAUAUGACCACAUUCGGUAGCAAGGAACCUUGGAUGGAGCCCAUGAACAAGUUUCUGGUCAGCAAUCGCGCAGACUUCAAACAGUUCGUGGAUUCCAUUUGUGGAAUUCCAGCCGACCGUCCGGCUCCAAUUGUUACACCCUCCUAUGCCACGCCCAUCCAGAUCUUGGGACGCUUACCCCCUACUUCCCGCGAAGGUUUUCCCAGCCUUCCUUUUCUGAUUGACCAUGCACGGAGCUUCGCCAACCUGAUCAGUAUCUGGCUCGACAUGGCUCCGGCGAGACUGGGUGAAAUGGAAGACAUCGACCCAGGGGUCAGCAAAUUCCAUGAACUAGCCCUUCGCCUCAACCAACGCACCAAGGAGUGUUUGACUCGAGCCGAACAGGCAGAGCGCCCAAGUGGAAGCCUGGAAGUCAAAUGGGAGGAACUGGUUGAUUCUAUGGAACGUUCGGUAACUUUCUAUGACGAGAGCUCCAAGCCUACAAGCCCGGCCACAGAGGCAGCUGUUGCGGGAUCGACAUCCCUUACCGGCAGCCAUCGAAACUCGAUUGGUUAUUUUACGUCAAGACCAUCUCUACCCCGUCGGUCCACUGACUGUGCCCCUGAGGGCGAGGAGGAAACCCCUCCCAGCUCCUCGUCUGCCACCUGGGACCAAAGUAGAGUGCCCUUCUCGAUACCGCGGUGGGCUGAUCCUCGAGACAGCACCGGCAGUUCGAAAAACUCUUCUACCUACUCGCUGGAAUAUCACGAGCCUUCCAAAUCUCGUCGAUCAAGCAUCACACGGGAGACAACGAGCAAGUACCGAUUCUUCGACUUUGUCCCUGCCCCGUCUCGACGCAAAGCCAAGGAUCGAGACCAGGGCCAGCAGCAAUCGCGUGAGGAGCAGCGAAGCGAGUCAUGAUGACUCAAACUUCUCCAGUCAUUAAUAUAAGCCUUUUGUGGGGAACCAAUAUCUCCGAUCUCCGAUAAUCCUGCUUUGUCGCCAUGCAGCGACCCCCGGGGGACCUAAACCACG